Oryza brachyantha (malo sina) is the source of this 1190-nucleotide messenger RNA. Its product is annotated as cyclin-dependent kinase inhibitor 4. The record is from RefSeq and is a predicted model, not a curated record. Gene Ontology annotation, biological process: negative regulation of cyclin-dependent protein serine/threonine kinase activity. Gene Ontology annotation, cellular component: nucleus. Lineage: Eukaryota; Viridiplantae; Streptophyta; Magnoliopsida; Poales; Poaceae. The coding region runs from base 163 to 774 and encodes 203 amino acids. Gene Ontology annotation, molecular function: cyclin-dependent protein serine/threonine kinase inhibitor activity. The transcript is spliced from 3 exons.
CAGCCCAAAGGAAAGGCCUCUUUCCUGUGUGCACGGGCCCCGGCUCCCCCUACCAUUUAACCCCGCGGCGGCUUAGCCGCUAAUGCGCCCCGUUUGAAAUCGCUAAGCGCACCCGGAGCCCAAACCCUAGGAGGCGCGCCACCCACCCACCCACCCACCACCAUGGGCAAGUACAUGCGCAAGGCCAAGGUGGUGCCCGGCGAGGUGGCCGUCAUGGAGCUCGCCGCCGCGCCGCUCGGGGUGCGCACCCGCGCGCGGGCGCUCGCGCUGCAGAGGCUGCAGAAGCAGGAGGGGGUCGGGGCGGAGGCGGCGGGGGAGUACAUGGAGCUGAGGAGCCGGAGGCUCGAGAAGCUGCCGCCGCCGCCGCCGAGGGAGCCGCCGGCCAGGAGGAGGGCGGCUGCGGCCGCCGCCUCCUCCGCCGCAGCUGCCGUCGCGGCCGCCACGGCGGAGGAGGCGGAGGUGUCCUUCGGGGAGAACGUCCUCGAGCUGGAGGCCAUGGAAAGGAGUACCAGGGAGACAACGCCUUGCAGCUUGAUCAGGGACUCCGAGACGAUUAGCACCCCUGGAUCUACCACAAGGCCAAGCCACUCGAGUUCCCAUCGCAAGGUGCAAACACAGGGGCGCCACAACAUUGUUCCAGCCUCCGCGGAGCUGGAAGCGUUCUUCGCUGCCGAAGAGCAACGGCAACGACAGGCUUUCAUCGACAAGUAUAACUUUGAUCCUGUGAAUGACUGCCCUCUUCCUGGUCGGUAUGAAUGGGUCAAGCUAGACUGAUAGAUUUUCAGGAAAAGAAGGGCACCAUGGACCUCUCUGCUCCCUCCACAGCAGUAGCGUGGCAGAGGCGCUUACCGUCAAGUUAGCUUUGAUCCUGUUGUAAAAAUUUAGGGUUAGCCUGUAGACUCAAUGGUCAAUGUGUAACAUACAGAACUGAUGCUGAGUUACACCCCUAAUCCCUCAACUACAAUGUAACCCUUAACAGCUCAUUCUGUAAGGAACCACCUCCCUCCUCUAGGGCCUAGCUAGCCUUAUCAUCUGUUACCAGUUGUUGGAUUAAUGAAGUAGAGCUAGAUAUUGUAUCAGAGUUUAACUUUGUUCUGUGGGUGGUGGUGGUGGCAUUUGCAUAUAGGUACAUGGCAGUGUGUGGUGGUGCAUGCUGCACUGCACCUGAAGCGCUGUAAUUUUUGUCUAUA